Molecule: messenger RNA, 1008 nt
Organism: Schizophyllum commune H4-8
Lineage: Eukaryota; Fungi; Basidiomycota; Agaricomycetes; Agaricales; Schizophyllaceae
Product: glycoside hydrolase family 5 protein
Exons: 8
Coding region: 1-1008 (335 amino acids)
Biological process (GO): glucan catabolic process
Molecular function (GO): hydrolase activity, hydrolyzing O-glycosyl compounds
Source: RefSeq, a predicted model, not a curated record
AUGAAGUGCACUCUUCUCAUUGCUAGCGUCGCGACGGCGAUUACGGUCGCGAAGGCCAUCCCGUUCUUGGGAGGCGUCAACACUGCCGGAUAUGACUUCUCGGUCUACACCGAUGGGUCGUUUGAGGGCCCGGGUACCGACCCUCCAUCGUGGCAGUACCAGCACUUCGCCGACGAGGGCGUCAACAUCUUUCGCAUCCCCUUCGCAUGGCAGCUCAUGACCCCGACCGUCGGCAGCUCUAUCGACGAGGGUUUCUUUCAGCGGUAUGACGCUACCGUGCAGUCCGCCUUGAGUGCGUCGACUUCGCCGUAUGUGAUCCUCGACCUUCACAACUACGCCCGCUUCAACAACGCCAUCGUCGGUCAAGGCGGCCCUGCCAACGAGGACCUCGCCAGCCUCUGGUCCCAGAUCGCGCAGCGCUACGCUGACAAUGAGAAAAUCAUUUUCGGCAUCAUGAACGAGCCGCACGACCUCAACUCCGUCCCAGACUGGGUCGACACAGUGCAGGUCGUCGUCAACGCAAUCCGUGAGGCAGGCGCAACGUCGCAGUACAUCCUCAUCCCAGGCUCGUCUUGGUCCAGCGCCGCCGCCCUGCCUACGGAGGCCGGCCCUCUCCUGGUCGAUGUCGAGGACCCGGCAAGCGAGGACAAGAGCCUUCUCAUCUUCGAUGUCCACAAGUACCUCGACUCCGACAACAGCGGUACCCACGACGACUGCGUCACCAACAACAUCGACACCUUCCAGGCGCUCGUCGACUUCUUGAAGCAGAACGGCAACCGCCAGGCGCUUCUGUCCGAGUCGGGCGGCGGGAACACGGAUAGUUGCAAACAGCUCUUCAAGGAGCAGCUCGCGUUCAUCAAGGAGAACUCGGACACGCUCGUCGGCUUCACGGCCUGGUCUGCGGGUGCCUUCGACUCGACGUACAUCUUGACACUGACACCGAACGACGAUGGUACCGACCAGCCUCUGUGGACUGAGGCAGUGGUCCCGAACCUUCCGGAUGCUUGA